CAAGUAAUUGAAUAUCCAGAUGAAACAGCCAAUGAAGUGUUUCGCAAUACACACGAAGUAAUGAUGAGCAAUGGGUUGACUAUUGAAGGUUUAACAGCUUUAGGAGCCGAUAAUACAAAUGUUAACUUUGGUGCCAAUCAUUCAUUGUAUACGUUGUUUCGAGAUAUUAAGCCAAAUCUGAUAAGAGGAAAUUGUUUUUCUCAUAUUUUGAAUAAUUCUGUUAAACAUGCUAAUAGUUAUUUAUUGCUUGAUGUUGAAUGUAUUAUUAUGAAAGUCUAUGCCUACUUCUCUCGAUCAACAAAACGAAUUGAAGAACUAAAAUCAUAUUUUGAGUUUGUUGAACUCGAUUAUGUUGUAUUAUUACAGCAUAUAAAAAUUAGAUGGCUAAGUUUGUUUAAUUCAAUCGAACGUUUAGUAAAAGUUUAUCCAGCUGUUGGAGCAUAUAAUCUCAAUCUUGGCGAAGAUUGUCCAGCUAUAUUGAAUAGUUUUUUCACAUUGGAUGAAUCUAUUUGUACAUUGUAUUUUUUAGAAAAUAUUUUAUUUGAAAUGCAACGAUCAGCUCUUCAAUUUCAACAUCAUCAUUGUACAGCCGUUGAUAUCCAUCGAAUGAUAACAAGUAUUUUGAUUAAAUUGAAAAAAAGAUCAGAUGAUAAAUAUUAUGGCUAUUUAUCACGGGAAAGAUUUAGAAAAAUGAACAAAGAGGAUGCUGAAAAAUUAGAAAAAUCAUUUGAAAAUUUCAUCAACAAGAUAAUCAGUUAUAUUCACACGUAUUUUGAUGAAAAUGCCAAUUUGUAUCAGAGUUUAUCGGUAUGGGGUAAUAUUUCGAUUGGUUCGAUUUCAUGGAAUGAUGUUGAACAAUGCGUCGACGCAAUUAAAAUACAAAAUAUUGAUAUUGAUAAAUUGUAUGAUGAAUUGUGUGAAGUUCAAGCGACCUAUAUUGUAUUAAACAAGAAAGGUAGACCACUACAUGAGCAAAUACAAUUAUUUUUACGUGAAAAUAAAGAAGGAAUUAAACAGGAUGACAAAGAGGACAAGGAAGAAGAGAAAAAAGAUAUGGAUGACGGGAAGACGAAGGAAGAAGAACCAAAACGAAUCUAUCCUGAUCAAUUAUGGGCUUAUUUGUUUCAUGUACAUGAUAAGCCAGCACCAAAUUUAAAACAAUUAAUUUCAUUGUGCUUUUCAAUUCCAAUAUCCAAUGGUUAUUGUGAAGGUGUCUUCAAUCAUAUGAAACAAGCGUGGAUAAACACACGAAACAAAAUGGAACUCAUUUCAGCUGAGCUGAAAAUAAGAUUGAAUAGUGCAGAUAUUGAUUGUAAACAGUUUUAUAAUUUGAUUCUAUCUAAACCGGAUCUAUUAAAAGCAAUCGAUAAAGAUGCUCUCGAGCAACAAGUGCAAGAUAGGCAAUGGAUAGAAGAUUUAGAACAUAAGCGUGAUCAAGCAUUUGGUAUAUAUCUGGAAUAUACAGAAGGCAUGUUAGCUUCUAUUAAAAGUGAUUUUUUUCUUCUAGCGAAAGAUAUUGUUCGAAAUGACACGAUUGCACAGUUAUUACAGAGACGCCAAGAAUAUGAUCAACGCGAAUAUAAUCGAUCAUUGAAUGAAUUUCGUGCCAUGCAUCAACAACCAUUUAGUCAACGAGAGUGGGAUCUGAAUGAUCCUGAUUAUCUCAAAAAAGAUAUACCAGCUCGCGUAUCCGAUGAUGAUCCUCGAUGUGGUAUGUCCGGUCUACAAAAGUUUGAUGGUGAAGAUUUAAAUUCAAAAGCGCGGAAUAAAUAUCAACAAGAACAACUACGGGAAUGGUCAAGAAUGCAGCAAGAGCAUCGUCGACAAGCAAUUGAUCAACAGAAUGCAGCUGAUCGUUUAUACGAAAUGAAACAGCAUGAGAUGGAUCAACGAGCAAUCGAAUUGCAACGAGCAGAAGAAGAAUGUCGAAAAGCAAUUAAUAAUGCUGUGAAAAAUUUUAAUAGUGCAUUAUUACGUGAAACAGAAGAACGAAAAUAUUUGAAAAAACGUCAAGAAGAUUACGAUAAUUAUGCAGAAAUGGCCAAUAUGAUAACGAGUGAUUUGUUAACAGAAAAUGCUGAUCAAGCAAUAUCACAAUUUGGUCCACACAGAGUUGUGCCAGAUCGUUGGAAAGGCAUGUCACCAGAACAAUUGCAAAAAAUACGUGAAGAACAGCAACGUCAAGUAGAAGAGAAAAAGAGACAAGAAGAAGAGGAACGUCAGCGUGAAGAGGAAUGGAAUAGACGGCGUUUUGCCGAAGCGAAAGCCGGUAUGAUAUCGGAAAAACAAAUUGAACGAGAAAAACGUACUAUUGAACAAGAUUUAUAUGGUGAUAAUCAACGUUUGGCAAAUGAACAAAAAAAUCUCAAACAAUAUUUAGAUCGCGUUGUUUAUACAAAUCAGCCAACAGCAGCUUAUUUUACGCAGUUUAACACAAACAGUAGAUAA
Messenger RNA from Didymodactylos carnosus, 2448 nucleotides. NCBI's taxonomy places the organism in Eukaryota, Metazoa, Rotifera, Eurotatoria, Philodinida, Philodinidae. The record is from the annotation of a GenBank genome assembly.